UCCACACACACACUUACACCCACAUCCACACCCUCACCCACACCCACACCCACACUCACACUCACACCCACACCCACACUCACACCCACACCCACAACCACACCCUCACCCACACUCACUCCCACACCCACACUCCAACCCACAACCACACCAAGAACCACACCCACACCCAGACCCUCUCCCACAUCCACGCCCACACAAACACCCAGACACACACUCACACUCACACCCACACCCAAACACACACCCACAAACCCACUCACACUCACACCCACACUCACACCCACACCCACACACACACUCACACCCACACCCACAACCACACUCACACCCACACUCACACCCACACUCACUCCCACACCCACAACCACACUCACACCCACAACCAAAAACACAAUCACACACACACCCACACUCACUCCCACACCCACGACACUCACACUCACACCCCCACACACAUUCAAACUCACACCCACACCCACACUCACACUCACAACCACACCCACAACCACACUCACACCCACACUCAAACCCAAACACACACCCACACUCACUCCCACACCCACAACCACACUCACACCCACAACCAAAAACACAAUCACACUCACACACACACUCAAACCCAAACUACCACCCACACUCACUCCCACACCCACAACCACACCCACACUCAAAACCACAACACACACACCCACACUCACUCCCACACCCACACUCCAACCCACAACUACACCAAAAACCACACCCACACCCACACCCUCACCCAAACCCACACCCAUACCCACACUCACACUCACUCCCACACUCAGACCCACACCCACACACACACUCACACUCACACUCACACCCACACUCACACCCACACCCACUCUCUCACCCACACCCACAACCACACCCACACUCACACUCACUCCCACACCCACACUCCAAUCCACAACCACACCAAGAACCACACCCACAACCACCAGACACACACUCACACUCACACCCACAACCACAACCACACUCACACCCACACUCACACCCACAUUCACACCCACACUCACUCCCACACCCACAACCACACUGACACCCACAACCAAAAACACAAUCACACUCACACCCACACUCACUCCCACACCCACACUCACACCCACACCCACACUCACACCCACACCCAUACCCACACUCACAACCACACCCACACCCACACCCACAGUCACACCCAUACCCACACUCACACACACCACAACCACACCCCCACCCACACUCACUCCCACACCCACACUCCAAUCCACAACCACACCAAGAACCACACCCACACCUAAACCCUCACCCACACCCACGCCCACACAAACACCCAGACAAACACUCACACUCACACCCACAUCCAAACACACACCCACAAUCCCACUCACACUCACAACCACACUAACACCCACACCCUCACACACACUCAACCCCACACCCACAACCACACUCCCACCCACACUCACACCCACAUUCACACCCACACUCACUCCCACACCCACAACCACACUCACACCCACAACCAAAAACACAAUCACACUCACACCCACACUCACUCCCACACCCACACUCACACCCACACUCACACUCACACUCACACCCACACCCACACCCACACCCACACACACACUCACAACAACACACACACCCACAUUCACACCCACACUCACACCCACAGUCACACACACACUCACACCCACUCCCACACCCACACUCAAGCCCACACCCACACACAAACUCACACUCAGACCCACACUCACACCCACACACACACCCACACCCACAACCACACCACUCACACUCACACCCACACUCACACCCACACCCACAUCCGCACUCACACUCACACCCACACACACACUCAAACUCACACCCACACUCACACCCACAGCCACACACACUCACACCCACACUCACACCCACACUCACACACCCACCCACACCCACACACAGAUCACAGCCACACCCACACACACACCCACACUCACUCCCACACCCACACUCCAACCCACAAGUACACCAAAAACCACACCCAAACCCACACCCUCACCCACACCCACACCCACACCCACACUCACACUCACUCCCACACUCACACCCACACCCACACCCACACUCACACUCACACCCACACUCACACCCACACCCACUCUCUCACCCACACACACAACCACACCAACACCCACACUCAAUCCCACACCCACACUCCAAUCCACAACCACACCAAGAACCACACCCACACCCUCACCCACACCCACGCCCACACAAACACCCAGACACACACUCACACUCACACCCACACCCCAACACACACCCACAAACCCACUCACACUCACAACCACACUAACACCCACACCCACACUCACAGCCACACCCACAACCACACUCAAACCCACACUCACACCCACACUCACUCCCGCACCCACAACCACACUCACACCCACAACCAAAAACACAACCACACUCACACCCACACUCACUCCCACACCCACGCUCACACCCACACUCACACUCACACACACACCCAUACCCACACUCACAACCACACCCACACCCACAAUCACACCCAUACCCACACUCACACCCACACCCACAACCACACCCACACCCACACUCACUCCCACACCCACACUCCAAUCCACAACCACACCAAGAACCACACCCACACCCACACCCUCACCCACACCCACUCCCACACAAACACCCAGACACACACUCACACUCAUACCCACACCCAAACACACACCCACAAACCCACUCACACUCACAACCACACUAACACCCACACCCUCACACACACUCACACCCACACCCACAACCACACUCACACCCAUACUCACACCCACAUUCACACCCACACUCACUCCCACACUCACAACCACACUGACACCCACAACCAAAAACACAAUCACACUCACACCCACACUCACUCCCACACCCACACUCACACCCACACUCACACUCACACCCACAACCAUACCCACACUCACAACCACACCCACACUCACACUGACACCCAAACCCACACCCACACACAGACCCACACACAAACUCACACUCACACCCGCACUCACACCCACACCCACACUCACACCCACAACCACACCCACAUGCACACCCACACUCACACCCACACCCAUACCCUCACCCACAACACUCAUACCCACACCCACACCCACACACAAAUCCACAACCACACCCACAACCACACCCACACCCACACUCACACCCACACCCAAACCCAAAAACACACCAACACAAACAGUCACACUCACACCCACACCCACAACCACACCCACACCCACACUCACUCCCACACCCACACUCCAACCCACAACCACACCAAGAACCACACCCACACCCAGACCCUGUCCCACAUCCACGCCCACACAAACACCCAGACACACACCACUCACACCCACACUCACACUCACACCCACAUACACACUCACACCCACAUCCACAACCACACUCACACCCACACUCACACCCACACUCACACCCACACUCACACCCACACCCACAACCACACUCACACCCACAACCAAAAACACAAUCACACUCACGCCCACACUCACUCCCACACCCACACUCACACCCAAACUCACACAAACACCAACACACACACCCACACUCACAACCACACCCACACUCACACUGACACCCAAAACCACACUCACACUCACACUCACACCCACACCCACACCCACACUCACUCCCACACCCACACCCACACUCACACUCACACCCACACUCAAACCCACACCCACACCCACACACAAAUCCACAUCCACACCCACAACCACACCCACACCCACACUCACACCCACACCCAAACCCAAAAACACACCCACAAACACAGACACACUCACACCCACACCCACACACACACGCACACCCACACACACACUCACACCCACAUCCACACCCACACCCUCACCAACACCCACACUCACACCCACACCCUCACAAACUCCACCCACACCCACACUCAAACUCACACCCACACCCACACCCACACACACACUCACACCCACAUCCACACUCAAAGCCACACCCACAGUCACACCCACACCCACACCCACUCCCACACCCACACUCACACUCCCACUCACAACCACACUCACCACACUCACACUCACACUCACACUCACACCCACACUCACACCCACACUCAAAACCACACCCACACCCGCAAUCACACUCACAACCACACUCACACCCACACCCACACCCACACACAAAUCUACAUCCACACCCACAACCACACCCACACCCACACUCACACCCACACCCAAACCCAAAAACACACCCACAAACCCAGUCACACUCACACCCACACCCACACACACACACACACCCACACACACUCUCACACCCACAUCCACACUCACAUCCACACCCACACUUACACCCACACACACACUCACACACACACCCACAGCCACACCCACACCCACAAUCACUCCCACACCCACACUCCAACCCACAACCGCACCAAGAACCACACCCACACCCACACCCUCACCCACACCCACGCCCACACAAACACCCACCACAAACCCACUCACACUCACACCCACACUCUCACCCACACCCACAAACACACUUACACCCACACCCAAAACCACACUCACACCCACACUCACACCCACACUCAUUCCCACACCCACAACCACACGCACACCCACAACCAAAAACACAAUCACACUCACACCCACACUCACUCCCACACCCACUCUCACACCCACAUUCACACUCUCACCCACACCCUCACCCACACUCACAACCACACCCACACUCACACUGACACCCAAA
This is a messenger RNA of Carcharodon carcharias (great white shark), 4827 nucleotides long. Its product is annotated as mucin-2-like. NCBI's taxonomy places the organism in Eukaryota, Metazoa, Chordata, Chondrichthyes, Lamniformes, Lamnidae. The record is from RefSeq and is a predicted model, not a curated record.